UCUGUAGUAACUCUGCCGGCCCUCGGCAGUAGGCGCCGUGAGAGCCGGGAGUUCUCUCUGAGUUGGUGACACUGUCUGUCGGGUGUCAGAAAUCGCGGUCAAUCGGUGGUUUUUAGCGGACUGGACGGCGGGUUGCUGAGGCGGAGAGGCCCUCUAAACGAGCCAAGAUGCUGAAUAUGUGGAAAGUGAGGGAGCUGGUGGAUAAAGCCACCAAUGUGGUGAUGAACUAUUCGGAGAUCGAGUCCAAGGUUCGAGAGGCCACCAACGAUGACCCCUGGGGGCCCUCAGGGCAGCUCAUGGGGGAGAUUGCCAGGUCCACGUUCAUGUACGAGCAGUUCCCCGAGGUUAUGAACAUGCUAUGGACCAGGAUGCUGAAGGACAACAAGAAGAGCUGGAGGAGAGUUUAUAAGGCCUUAUUGCUGCUGGCAUACCUCAUCAAGAACGGGUCAGAGCGGGUCGUCACCAGCACCAGAGAGCACAUCUAUGACCUGCGCUCCAUUGAAAGCUAUCACUUUGUGGACGAAAACGGAAAGGAUCAGGGCAUCAACGUGCGGCAGAAGGUGAAGGAGAUGGUGGAGUUCGUGCAGGAUGAUGACCGUCUCCGUGAGGAGAGGAAGAAGGCCAAGAAGAACAAAGACAAAUACAUCGGGGUGUCCUCCGACAGCAUGGGGGGGUUCCGAUACUCGGACAAAUACGAAUCGGAGCCCAGGUCCAAGUGGGACGAUGACUGGGACAAGAACAAGGCCUUCCCCUUCAGCGAGAAGCUGGGCGAGAUCACCGACAAAAUUGGGAGCACCAUCGACGACACGAUCAACAAGUUCCGCAAGAAGGAUCGCGACGACUCGCCUGACAGGUUCAGCGACAAUGAGGAGGACAGGGAGCGAGCAGCCCGCAAUGGCCGACCCGGCAGGUCCGAGUUCAGGGAUGAGGAAGAGGAGACGACUCCCAGGGACACCACCUUAACGCAGGCGAAAGAGAGCAGCAACAGCAGCGCCGCACGCAAGCGAGGGGGGGUCCCCUCCAAGACUGUGGACCUGGGCGCCGCUGCCCACUACACGGGUGACAAGGGCAGCCCCAGCCCCUCCAAGGUCCAGACACCAGGUACAGAAGCAAGUCAGUCUUCCAGCACAGGCCUGGCGGACCUGCUGGUCGUGGACUCCGGCAGCAGCCAGACGGCGUCCCCAGCACCAGACCUGAUCAGUGAGUUCGGCAACUUCUCGUCUCCGACCGCCCCUGCCAGCGUCCCCACGGUAGCCGCCACAGCCUCCGGCGUGAAUGAUGAUUUUGGCGACUGGAAUGCCUUUCCCAGCGGCACACCAGCGCCCCCUGCUGCCAUGGAUCUGUUCGCCGGCAUGCAGGCCACGCCGGCACCCUCCAUUGCUCUCCUGAACCUGAUGGGUCCCUCCCCUGUCCAGCCCACCCUGAGCGCCUCUCAGAGCAUGACCUUCUCCCUCACCAGCUCCCAGAGCACGGGUAUCCCCAUGUCCAAGUCCCAGCCGCUGCAAAGCCUGAGCUAUCCCAUGAUGCCGCAGCCAAUGGGGGUGCCAAAGCCGGGGGUCAAGGCCGCCAUGCCAUCAACGUGGUCGGACCCCAGCGUCAACAUCAGCUUGGACUUCCUGUCGCCGGGCUCGCAGCCGCCUAAACCGGCCCAGCCCAGUCUGAACACCAUGAUGCAGCAACAGGGUGCCCAGCCGCCCAUCGCCAUGGUUAGCCAGGGCUUCGCUGGUAUGAACCUGUCCAUGCAGUCCUCGCCAACUGCCGUCCGGCCGCCCAGCAACCCUAUGAUGCCCAGCGGCAGCAUGGCGAUGCCGCCCAUGAUGGCCACGGGCACCAUGGGCAUGGGCUCCCUGGGCAUGCCCGUCGGCCAUGGCGUGAACAUGAACAUGGGGGCACCCUCGCUCGGUCUGGGGCUGUCUGGGGGCACGGGCCUGGGCCACGCCAGCCCUGCCAUGGUGCCCCCAAAACCGGAUGCCUUUGCCAACUUCGCCAACUUCGGCAAAUGAGAGGCUGCGUGGGAGGGGGCAGUGGGGGGGGGGGGGCGCUUUGCGACCUGACAGUCAUGAAGGAUCGUAGGAACUGCACACAGAGACCAUGAGGCCCACGUCCCCCAGCCUCGACGUUCCAUACGUGCAGAACCAAGGACUUU
Messenger RNA from Brienomyrus brachyistius, 2146 nucleotides. Its product is annotated as clathrin interactor 1-like. Gene Ontology annotation, molecular function: phospholipid binding; clathrin binding. NCBI's taxonomy places the organism in Eukaryota, Metazoa, Chordata, Actinopteri, Osteoglossiformes, Mormyridae. The record is from RefSeq and is a predicted model, not a curated record. Gene Ontology annotation, cellular component: plasma membrane; endosome; clathrin vesicle coat. Gene Ontology annotation, biological process: endocytosis.